GGGGCGGCGCGGUGCGCGCUCGGCGGUGUGCGCUGCUCCUCAGUCACGGCUCCGGCUCGGCCUGCCCGCUCCGCCAUGUCGGCCCCCGGCAGCGGCGGCGAGUUCGGGAACCCGCUGCGGAAGUUCAAGCUGGUCUUUCUGGGCGAGCAGAGCGCCCGUUGCGUCGGAGCUCUUCUUGUGGCCUACUCUGCUCACUGUGUGCAGGGCAAACGAGAGGAAAAAUAAAUGUUGGGAAAACCUCUCUGAUCACCAGGUUUAUGUAUGACAGUUUUGACAAUACUUACCAGGCAACCAUUGGAAUUGAUUUCCUGUCAAAAACAAUGUAUCUUGAAGAUCGCACGGUUCGGCUGCAGCUUUGGGACACAGCAGGCCAGGAGCGGUUCCGCAGUCUCAUUCCCAGCUACAUCCGCGACUCCACCAUUGCUGUGGUAGUCUAUGACAUUACAAACUUGAAUUCUUUCCAGCAGACCUCCAAGUGGAUUGAUGAUGUUCGAACAGAGAGAGGAAGUGAUGUCAUCAUCAUGUUGGUGGGGAAUAAAACUGAUCUGGCAGACAAGAGGCAAAUCACUACCGAAGAAGGUGAACAAAGAGCCAAAGAGCUGAAUGUGAUGUUUAUUGAGACCAGUGCAAAGACUGGAUACAAUGUGAAACAGCUUUUCCGUCGUGUUGCUGCUGCUUUACCCGGGAUGGACAGCACACCAGAGAAGAGCAAAGAAGACAUGAUUGACAUCAAACUAGAGAAACCUCCUGAGCAGCCAGUAACGGAGAGUGGUUGCUCCUGCUAACAGGCCUGUUGUGUAGCAGCACAUUCCCCAACCGGCCAAUCUCACUGAAGAACAUCACUGCUCAUUGGCUAGGCAAACCUACUUUGUGGGCUGAAAAACCAAUCUACUAAGCGAGUGAACUCCCUGUUUACUGGUUGGGAGCAGCCCCGGCCGCCCCUCUUACUGCAUGGUAUGAGCCCUGAGUGCAGAAUGAGUGUUCUCUUUCUCUCUCUCUCUCUCUCUCUCUCUCUCUCUCAGUUGUUGCACUGUGGCACUGUAGUGCCCUUUACACACUAUCUCUUUGCUCUCUUUUUUUUUUUCUCUCUCUCUCCCCCCACUUUGAGCCUGUCUGCUCAGAUAUGUCUUUUGUGAAUGCAAUGAAAAAGCCACCAAGUUAGGGAAAACAAAAGCAAAGUUUGGGGGUGGGCUUUCCCCCUUCUUCAUUGCCUUGCAUCUUAACUACUUCCUUGUCCACUCCAGCAAUGUCUUUCUGUCCUGCAUCCCUGCUUCCUCUUUUUAAAGGCUACUCGUUUUAAACUAGUCACAGUUUGACUUGGCCUUGCCUUCUUUUUGACAGUACAGGUGAUCUAUUUCUAGCUUUGCCUCCUGUAAGGCAUGCAUAGUAGUAGCUGCUCGGUUUCUCCUUUCGGUGGAUGGUCUUGGCUAACUCUUGCUCAUCACCUCUAAGGUUUGCCCUAUACCUAGCUCUCAUGACACAAAACACUGGAAACCCCCAACUCUGAUAGCUUGAGCCUUGCUGCUCCCAUUCCUGUGGCAGAGACAUCCCACAGAUCGCUUUCUUCCGUUGGAAUUUCUUCUCAUCUUCCCUGAAGAUGUUGGUGUUUGGUGAGUGCUAGGUGUCAAGUUUGGGGGAAGAAGAGGGUGCAGAGGCUUUGCAGCAUGAGGUUGAGUGGGAAGAGAUCCUUAGGGCGGUUUGUGGGGAUCUGUAGGUCCUAUCUGUUGAUAGCAAAGACACUGGAAUCCCCUGGAAUUCCUCACUACAGUGCCAGUAUCUGCCCUGGACAUCAUUGGUGCUGUUCAGAUUCCUUUCCUGUACUUUCUUCUCCUGUUCCUCUUCACAUAGGCUGGGAGUUUCUUCACAUGAAGCAGGAGAGCUACAGCAGAUUGAAUGUCAGUGACAGCUGUUUUACUUUCGUAUCUAGGUUGCUGCUUAAUGAAAUCAUACACUACAUUAUAGCUACUUGCUUCUGGUAGCAGACCUUUUUUUGUGGGGGGGAGGCGUGUAGUAGCUAUUUCACUUUUGGAAUAGUGUUAACACUAUAAUAUUGCCAAAACUGAGGUUAGUAACAUGGAUAUAUUACCAGACCUGGGCAUUAGAGGAACGUUCACUGCUGGUGUUUUUCUUUUUUUGCUUUUUUGCUUUUUUGGUUUUUAGUCCUUUCUCAACCUCUAAGUUUCAGGAAUACAUUCAUCUUCUCUCUGUUCUAUACCCCUAGUUUCUAACUACUUUAACAGAGCUCUUCAGAACCUGUAGUGGAAGUCUUCUUGUCCAUCAGUCCUAACCAGAAGUCAGUAAGUUUGUCCAUUGGCAGGAGAAAAAAUAGGUAAGAGGGUUCUAAGUUAUUGACUGUUCUUCUGAUCACCUGGCCUAUGCUGACAGGAGAAUACUGGUGGGAUGAGGAGGGACAGUGCAGUGUGAAGGGUGCAAACAGGGACAACAGCAUUUGGUAGGUUGAGGACAUUCCCCUAGCAGAAUGCCUUGUUGGUCACUGACUCAGCUGUGUGCACUUUGAAGCCUGCAGAGCAUGCAUAGGAAGGGAACUGUCACUCUUGUAACGACCUGGCAGUCCUUGCUGGAGGAGCAUCCUGCUCACGUGGUGCCAGAGCUGCUCUUCAGCCACAGUGACUUACUUGCCUCAAGUUACUUAGACUUACCUCUUGUUCUCGAGAGCCUUGUCCCUUCCUCUCCGUGUGAGCUGGCCUGCAGGAAGAAGCUGGGAUGUUUCCCAUUUCACUCUGGAGUGUCGCCCCCUCAUUUCCUCCCCCCCCCCCCGCCUUCUCGCCCAGAAUAGUUGGCGUAGUCAAGAGUCCUUUGAACCUCACACCAGUGGGAAGUUCAGUCCCCUCCUCUGUACAUACUCCCUGUUGUGUGGGAAUUGCUGAUGUUCUGUCAGUGUGUCUGUGUCUGCCGUAGAACAGGUUUUGCCGUCCCCUUCUCACAGGCAGAUGUGCCCUGCCACUGCUGUCGUAUUGUUCUGAGUCACUGGACUUUGGUGGGAGGGAAGUGGGGGGGGAGGGGAGACCUUAAGUAAUGGGGGGGUAACUAGUGAAAUAAAAUAAAAUAGUUCACUUCCCACUGUCUUCUCUAUGGAUGUGUAUAAUAUUGAGUGUGUGUCUCUGGCCCUGCUGUCUCCUAGCUGUUAGCCAAGUAAGUGUGACUAUUAAUACGAAUAUGGACUGUCUGACCACAGCCAUGUACCACACUAAAUAAAGUUAUUUCACCAA
Rhea pennata is the source of this 3230-nucleotide messenger RNA. It is a transcript of the gene RAB41, whose product is annotated as RAB41, member RAS oncogene family. Gene Ontology annotation, biological process: vesicle-mediated transport. The coding region runs from base 258 to 785 and encodes 175 amino acids. The transcript is spliced from 9 exons. The record is from RefSeq and is a predicted model, not a curated record. NCBI's taxonomy places the organism in Eukaryota, Metazoa, Chordata, Aves, Rheiformes, Rheidae. Gene Ontology annotation, molecular function: GTP binding; GTPase activity.